Messenger RNA from Cheilinus undulatus (humphead wrasse), 5319 nucleotides. RefSeq names its product rho GTPase-activating protein 26-like. The record is from RefSeq and is a predicted model, not a curated record. The coding region runs from base 1083 to 3437 and encodes 784 amino acids. Gene Ontology annotation, cellular component: cytoplasm. Gene Ontology annotation, biological process: signal transduction. The transcript has 25 exons. Gene Ontology annotation, molecular function: GTPase activator activity; protein binding. NCBI's taxonomy places the organism in Eukaryota, Metazoa, Chordata, Actinopteri, Labriformes, Labridae.
AAGCCUCCAGUCUGCUAGCAUAGUCACUGUGACAAUGACCUUCUAGCUAAUGUUAGCAUUUACUCUGCUCAAAGCAACGUGACUCUGUAAACAGCAUUGACAGGGGGUAAACUGUUCCUGUCAUGGACAGGGAUAGGCUUAGUUAUGGUGAGUCUAGAAGUAUAAAACUGUAAAAUAGUGGAGUAAGUAUUUUUACAGAUUAAGUAAAAAUAGCAAAUGCAAGAAAAUCUUUAAAACCUUAACUUUCAUUUACCUUAACAUUCGGCUACUUGAGUUUAGGCUUUAGGAAAUGGUACAGAACAUGCAUCAUAAAAAUAUUCUAGUACUUAAAGUGACACAAAUACAAAUCUUUAGCUACAGGUACUUCAAACUUAUACUGGGUGUUUUAGAGCUAAUGCACUGCAAUAUAGUAAGAUUCAGAUAUGAAGUCAAAAAUCGUUUCAGAAACAGCUUUUCUCAAGAGUGUGCCCUCUUCUCUCUUAUAUUCCAUCUUCGUUUUGGAGUAGCUCCCCACAAACCCGCCCCUCGCGGUCAGCACUCCAUCCUAGGCUUCUCAUUGGCCGAGAGAGACGUCAGUCAGAGGAUUAUCCGUGUCGGGGUAGGUUGAUUACACUGAGGAGCCGCGUUGAGCCGAGCGGGGCUGUGGAGUUGGAGCAGAACAUUUAAAACCGCCCAGGGAAGACACCGCAUUUUACGAGGAUAGUUUUGUUUUUUCUCACUGCCUCCCUCUCUUUCUCCCUCCUCCUCCUCGCCUCUGGGUGACUCUGCCCGGUCCACAAUGAGUCGGUCGAGAGGAAUGCAGCACCAGUUUACCUGAGCAAGUGGACACUUGUUUUCUAUCAACACUUAUUCUGCUGCUACUUUUUAUCUCAUUGAAUUGGAUGGCGCGUCGGGCUGCUGCCAUUUAACUUUACCGUAAAUAUUGGACAAACAAGGUUAUCAGCGGCAGAAGCAGCAGCAGUAGCUCAGGGUUCCCUCCCUCCUCUUCAGCCUCCUCCUCCUCUUGUUCCUCUUUCCUCUUGGUCGGAGCUCUUUACCGGGUCACGCAGGUUGCUGUGGUGGAAUAGCAGCAGCAGAAGAAGAUGGGACUACCUGCUCUGGAGUUCAGUGACUGUUACCUGGACAGCCCACAGUUCAGGGAGAGACUCAAGUCCCACGAGUUAGAGCUGGACAAGACCAACAAGUUCAUCAAAGAGCUGAUCAAAGACGGCAAGGCACUCAUCCAGGCUCUGAAAUGUCUCUCAACAGCCAAGAGGAAGUUUGCAGACUCUCUCAACGAGUUUAAAUUCCAGUGCAUUGGAGAUGCCGAGACAGAUGAUGAGAUAUGCAUAGCCAAGUCUCUUCAGGAGUUUGCAGCUGUCCUACAGAACCUGGAGGACGAGAGGACACGAAUGAUUGAGAAUGCCAACGAUGUGCUCAUCAUGCCUCUGGAGCGGUUCAGGAAAGAACAGAUCAGUGCAGCGAAGGAAGCAAAGAAGAAGUAUGACAAAGAGACGGAGAAGUAUUGUGCAGUUCUGGAGAAACACCUCAGCCUUUCAGCUAGGAAGAAAGAGUCACACCUACAUGAGGCCGAUAACCAGGUAGAUAAUGUCCGGCAGCAUUUCUACGAGGUUUCUCUGGAGUACGUCUUCAAGGUUCAGGAGGUCCAGGAGAGGAAGAUGUUUGACUUUGUGGAGCCUCUGUUGGCCUUUCUCCAAGGGCUGUUCACCUAUUAUCACCAUGGCUAUGAGCUGGCAAAGGACUUCAACCACUUCAAGACUGACCUCACCAUCAGCAUACAAAAUACGAGGAAUCGUUUUGAGAGCACACGGUCAGAGGUAGAAAGUCUGAUGAGGAAAAUGAAGGAGAAUCCACAUGAACACAAAAGUGUGAGCCAGCACACCAUGGAGGGAUAUCUGUUUGUACAGGAGAAGCGCUCUUUUGUAUCUACCUGGGUGAAAUACUACUGCACAUACCACCGUGAGCCCAAGAGGGUCACUAUGGUCCUGUUUGAUCCUAAAUCUGGAGGGAAAAUGGGAGAAGAGGAAAGCUUCAUCCUAAAAUCAUGCACAAGGAGGAAGACGGACUCAAUAGAAAAGAGGUUUUGUUUUGACGUGGAGGCUGUGGAUAGGUCGGGCGUGAUCACCAUGCAGGCUCUUUCAGAAGAAGACCGCAGGCUGUGGAUGGAGGCCAUGGAUGGGAGAGAACCGGUAUACAAUCUAAACAAGGACAAACAGUCUGAAGGCAUGGCCCAGCUUGAUGUGAUUGGCUUCAAUGUGAUGAAGAAAUUCAUCUAUGCAGUGGAGACUCGAGGCAUCAAUGAGCAGGGCUUGUACAGAAUAGUUGGCGUCAGCUCCAAAGUACAAAAACUACUGGGCCUUGCUAUGGAUCCUAAGACAUGUGCAGACGUGGAGCUAGAAAGCCCAGAGUGGGAGAUCAAGACCAUUACGAGUGCUAUAAAGCACUAUCUCAGAAUGCUCCCUGCUCCUCUCAUGACGUACCAGUACCAGAGAAGCUUCAUCAAAGCGGCAAAAUUGGAUAACCCAGAAGCCAGAGUGACAGAGAUCCAUGCUCUGGUGCACCGACUGCCUGAGAAGAACAGACAGAUGUUGGAGCUUCUGAUGAAACACCUGAACAAUGUGGCCAGUCACCACCAGCAGAACCUGAUGACUGUUGCUAACCUUGGUGUAGUCUUCGGUCCGACUCUGCUCCGCCCACAGGAGGAAACAGUCGCAGCUAUCAUGGACAUUAAGUUCCAGAACAUUGUAGUGGAGAUCCUAAUAGAGCACAAUGAGAGGAUAUUUAAGGAUGUGCCGAGUUCUGCUGGUGGUCCAACCAAUAUGCAGCUCAACAUGUCAAGGAGGAGAAGCACAGAGAGCAAAGCCCCAUCUUGCAGCGAGAGGCCUCUCACGCUUUUCCACACACCAACACACUCCCAGAAAGGUGAAAAGAGGAACAGUGUAAUCAACACAAACUUAUCUGAGCUGCAGCAGCCUCUCUCCACCUCCACAAACUGUAACAGCAGCAGCAGCAGCAGCAACAGUGGCAGCCAAGGUCGAACUCCAAGACACAGCCUGACCAGCAACGACGGAGACUCACAGGAUGCCCGACAGAUCCGACCCAGCUCACUGCUGAACCCAAAGAGUCGCAGCAGCAUACCAGCCAGUGCAACAUCGCCCAGCCCCACCUCGCCUCGAUCACCCUCCUGGCCGAUGUUCUCAGCCCCGUCAAGUCCACAGCCGACGUCCUCCGCCUCCAGUGACUCCUCUCCUGUCAGUAUUGUGGGCAGGAAGGCUCGAGCACUGUAUGCCUGCAAGGCAGAGCAUGACUCUGAGCUGUCCUUCAUCGCUGGGACCAUCUUUGAAAAUGUUCAUGCUUCCAGGGAGCCCGGCUGGCUUGAGGGGACUUUGGAUGGCCGAACAGGACUGAUACCAGAAAACUAUGUGGAGUUUUUAUAGUCCAGGGCCAGGAAAAGACUUAACCUGGAUGAUUCUGUGCUGGAGUUGACCAAAUCGGACUGUUCAGGUUCAAUACUGAUAAGGCAGUAGACAGAGACUUGAAGCUGGUCUGAGCAGAACCUUCUUGAAUAAAUAUGAUGAUGGAAAGAAGAGGAGCAAACUUGAGGGCGACCCAUAAAUUGCACUGGAAAAAAGAUGCGUCCAACUGUGGUUCUGACUGUUAUUGAACUGGUGUGAAUGACUUCUGAAAUCCUGGUGAAAAUGAUGUGAUAAUGAGCCUGAAAUGCGCGUGUGUGGAAGAGAGAGUGUGUGAAGUGUGUUGGGUUUCAGCCCUUGCUUUAUCACUUUGAACUGCACUGCCACUGCUACAGCAUCUCCUUUUUAUCAGUCAGAAACAGAAAGAUCUUCCCAUGGAGAUGUUUGAAAAGAUAACAGGGAACAAAAUCCAAAGCAAGUGGCCUUCAACUUUGGACUUGCUUGUUCUCCUCUUUACUGUGUCUGAACGGUUGCUAAUCUCAUUGGGAUGAGCUUUUUAAAGCUGAUUUAUUUCUUUUUUUUUUUUUUUUUUUUUUUUUUACUGGUUGAGUUCUGUUGUACAGCUGUAAAUGUGUUUUUGAGCACUUGCUGUGGCAGUCUGGUAAUUCCCCUGGACAAGACUCAACCUGGCUAAUGUUUCUGAGCUCACAGUUCAGCAGCAGGAGCCUCAGGGCAGAUCAGCACAGAAUGAGAUUGACAGGAGGUCAGCAUUUGGUUUAAUGCCUCUCCCUGCAGAGCCCUCACCAAAAAUGUAAACAAUUUUCAAACAAGCUCCGGGAGCAGAUCCGUGGUCUACAAAGCAACGUAGAAGUAACAUCUGAAUCCUGCUGUUAAAAAUGAGCCAGCUCUAACAGCUUACGUUGCUCCCUGAUAUUUAUUUGAUUGUUGCGAAUAACUGGAUCCAAUAUUGAGUUCUGUGUUGUGUCAUGUUUGCACAAUUUUAAUUAAUUUUGCAGGUCUCAUAGAUCAUAGAAGUGUCAUUUCUAAUGAAGCCCUUAAAGACACACAUUUAUACAUUUAUUUUACUCGGUUUUUAUGUUAGUAUGAGAUUAGGAGAAAUGACCUUAUCAUGGGAAAACCAGUAUUCUUACUCUGUAAUAGUCACCUCUUUUCAGUCAUUUUCUCAAGAUCUUGAAAACUUAAUUUAUAGAGAAGAAGACUAAGAGGUAAAUAAAUAAAAGUCCACUUAAUGCUUCUGUAAAUUUCCAAAAUACACAUAAAUGAUGCAAAUAUUUGAAUUUAGCUUGAAUCAUCAUAUUAAUUCAAUUACAGCAGAUGCUUUAUCCUUAACCAAAGUGAACUAAAAAUUAAAAUUUGACAAUUCUGUGAGUGAUUUAGUUUUGUUCACGGUCUGCUCUGGGGACUUUCUUCAUUCAAGAGUCACAGCUGAAAUUACAGUACUUUCACUUGCGCCACUAGGAGAACGUCUGUAUCAAGUUAUUUGUACUUUUCUUUUUUAGGACUGAAUAAAAAAAGAACAUUUUAGCAUUUGAAUAAAAAAACAUAUUGGGAGAGUUAAAAAAAAGAAAUGUGAAAUGAGACUACUUUGUUCAUAUCUGAACUUCUUAUUUAUGAGAGUUUCUUGAAGGUGUAAUCCUGAACUGUAUUCAUUCUGUGGUGUUUUAUUGACAUUGUAAAUACAUAAACAGCAUUUGAUAAGGUAUAAUUUUUUUAAGUAUGAAAUUUUAUAUUUUGUAUUUUUAGCCUACUAACUUAAUUUCUUGAUUCCAUCUUUGUUGCCCAGAUUUUUGUAUCAUUUAAGUCUAUCCACAGCCUUAAAUAUUCUUUCAGAUGUUUUGGCGAAUUGAUGAGAAAUUGUGCAGAAUUAAAGGAGGUAAAUGUUCAA